Molecule: messenger RNA, 783 nt
Organism: Strongyloides ratti
Lineage: Eukaryota; Metazoa; Nematoda; Chromadorea; Rhabditida; Strongyloididae
Product: Probable ATP-dependent RNA helicase DDX27
Exons: 2
Coding region: 1-783 (260 amino acids)
Molecular function (GO): RNA helicase activity; nucleic acid binding; ATP binding
Source: RefSeq, a predicted model, not a curated record
AUGUACCAUCCAACAAUUCAUAGUGAUAGUGAAGAGGAACUCAAUAUUAUUAGAUCCUCCUCAGAUGAAAGUGAUACAGAAGGUAUCAAAAUUAAAAAAAGAAAACUUUCAAAGAAUAAUGACUUUAAUUCUGGCUUUAGUUUUAAUGUAGAAGAUAAAAGAGUUAUGAAAGAUGAUUUGGAUGGGUUAAAAAAAUAUUUAAGAAAUAGUAGAAUAUCAACACUUCAAGAAAAAAUAGAAAAAGAAAGAUUAAAAAAUAAAAAAUCUGAAUUACAAUUAGCCAAAGAUUUAAGUGAAUAUAAGGAGGAUGAAAAUGAUUUGGUACAAGAAAUGGAUGAUAUUUUAGAUAAAGUUAAAGUUAAGGAAGUUAAGAAAAAAAAGAAAAAUACUAGUAACAAUUUCUUUGAUGAAAGUGCACAAAAAAAAUUAAUAGACAAUGAGUGUCAAAGUAUUACUUCAUUUCAUGAUAUGGAUUUAUCAAAACCUUUACAAAAAGCUGUAAAUAACCUUGGUUUUAUUGAACCUACACCUAUUCAAGGAGCUUGUAUUCCUGUAGCAUUAUCUGGUAAAGAUAUUUGUGCUUGUUCUUCAACUGGUACUGGUAAGACAGCAGCAUUUAUGUUGCCUAUUUUAGAACGAUUAUUAUUUAAACCAAUAACAAAAGAAAAUUAUAUUCGUGUUUUGGUUUUAUGUCCAACAAGAGAACUUGCUAUACAAGUCUAUCAAGUUACAAGAAAACUUGGGGAAUUUUCAAAAGUUAAUAUUUGUUUGCUCGCAGGUUAG